Molecule: messenger RNA, 999 nt
Organism: Diaporthe citri
Lineage: Eukaryota; Fungi; Ascomycota; Sordariomycetes; Diaporthales; Diaporthaceae
Exons: 1
Coding region: 1-999 (332 amino acids)
Biological process (GO): nucleosome assembly
Cellular component (GO): chromatin; nucleus
Molecular function (GO): chromatin binding; histone binding
Source: RefSeq, a predicted model, not a curated record
AUGAACUCCUCUGAGGACUUUGUCAUCGAGCCUGCGGCCAUCAAGGAGCUGCAGCUCAUCGAGGCCUCCCUCAGCGAUGUCGACACCGAGAUCACGGCCAAGCAGUACCUGAUGGCCAAGGACAUCCUGGCCGCCCGCCAGAACACAAUCUCCAAGAUCCCCGGCUUCUGGGCCGUCGUCUUUGACCACGCCAGCAGCGAGCUCGAGGCUGCCGUCACCGGGAGCGACCUGGAGGUCUUUGCCAACGCGCUCAAGGGCCUCGAGGUCGGCCGCCCCGAGAUCCCCGCCUCCGCCUCCGUCAGCGACGUUGGCCUGGACAAGUUCGGCGAGCCUCGCAGCGUCACCAUCCGCUUCCACUUUGGCGAGAACAAGUGGUUCUCCGACUCGCUGCUCGAGAAGACCUUCUGGUACCGCUACGGCAAGGACGGCUCCGCCGGCCUCGUCUCGGACCCCGUGCGCGUCAACUGGAAGCCCGGCCAGGAUCUGACCGAGGGCCUGACCGACGCCGCCUACGCCUUCUGGGCCGCCCAGAAGCAGAACCCCGCCCAGCAGCUCGACGGCAUCGUCACCGGCGACGCGCGCAAGGCCCGUGACGCUGCCGCCCGCGAGCUGCCCGAGUACAAGGCCCUCGCGCAGAGGCUCGAGGCUGCCACCAACGGCGCCAUCUCCUUCUUCAACUUCUUCAGCUACCGCGGCCGCUGGACCAGCGCCGCCGAGAGCGUCGAGGCCAAGGCAGAGCUUCAGGCCAAGAGGCGGGCUGCCCUGAACGGCAACGCACAGGAUUCGGAUGACGAGGAUGACGAGGACGAGGAUUUCCCCGAGGAGGACGUUGAGACUUUCCCCGCCGGUCAUGAGGUCGCCGUCUCCAUCGCCGAGGACAUCUGGCCCAGUGCGAUCGAUUACUUCAUGGCGGACACGAUUGAGUCUGACGAUGAGCUGGAUGGCCUCCAGGUUGACGACAGCGAUGAUGAUGACGAUGACGAUGUUGAGAUGUCCUGA